CGUUUCAUUUGAUUCAUACUCUAAAAGUUUUAACAUUCUAUUCUAAAAAAAUAUUUAUCUGGAAUAUAAUUGUAAAAUGGAUAUUAAUAUAUUUCAAGUUUUAUUCAUCACUUUAUUCUCAAAUAUAUUAGCUGUUCAAGGGAAUUUUGUGAAAGAUUUAGAAAAUUUGAAAGCAAUUAUGAUGGAAGAAUUUCAAAGAAUGGACAAUGGAAAUGGCAAAGUGGACUUAUCAACAUUUAAUAAUAUGAUUAAAAGUACUUUUCAAAGAUCCGUUAAAUUACCAGAAUUUUUAGAUCAACCCAAUGUUAAAAUGGAAACCAUGGUCAAUUAUGAAGAAUGGCUGAACAAAUUUUUCCUUAAAUAUCAAAAACUUUAUUUAGCAACAAACAACCAUAGUGGUUUCAUUGACAAAUCUGUUGCAAUUGACUUAAUACAACGUUUAAGCGAUGAAAAUGUUUUAUAUAAAUAUGCAGAGGAUUUGGUAGUAACUAGCUUCAAAUAAUACUAAUCGAGUAUCAAACUGUGGAAUUAUUUUAUUAUUUUUUCGGAAAAAAAUGUGUGUAGUUUUCUUUUUAAGGUUUAAUAAAUAUACUAUGAUACAAUAUAAAGCAGAAUUUUUUUUACAAAUA
This is a messenger RNA of Daktulosphaira vitifoliae (grape phylloxera), 629 nucleotides long. RefSeq lists its product as uncharacterized. The coding region runs from base 77 to 502 and encodes 141 amino acids. The record is from RefSeq and is a predicted model, not a curated record. The transcript has 4 exons. NCBI's taxonomy places the organism in Eukaryota, Metazoa, Arthropoda, Insecta, Hemiptera, Phylloxeridae.